Molecule: messenger RNA, 2271 nt
Organism: Lactuca saligna
Lineage: Eukaryota; Viridiplantae; Streptophyta; Magnoliopsida; Asterales; Asteraceae
Source: the annotation of a GenBank genome assembly
AUGCCAAGAUCUUUUCGCACAAGUAUACCUUCACCAGUUGAUUUGGAGAUAGAGAAAUCUUCAAAACAAAAAAGGAAGCAAGCCAAACUUUUAAAGAAACAACAAUUCAGAGCUUCUUCAUCAAAUCCAUCAACCACAUCUUCUCCAGCAUCCAAAAGUAUCACCCCACCAUCUUCACCUACUCCUACCAUGGCAGACAACCAUGGAGGAAACCAAAAUCCUCCAAACCCACCACCUGAACAAACCUUUAGACAAGUUCUUAUCAAAAACAUGGCAGAAGAGUCCAAGCAUACAACUCAAGAAGAAGAAUGGUACAGUGAUGCACCAAGGAUAGUGAAGGAAAUUUCUACUCCAAUAAUUGAGAGCCAACUGUCUGAGUUGACUAAAGUAGUGAUGAUGCUUGCUAAGGACAAGGGUGUGCAGCCCACACCCCGCCCUUAUGGUAUUUGCACUCAAGUAGGGCACCCAACCGACAUAUGCCCUCAACUUCAAGAUGAGGAUUAUGAAGAAGCAAAAGCCAUGGGAGGAUUUUCUGGGUCAAAUAAAAAAGGAUACGAUCAGCCACGAGGCGACCACAGAUGGAACAACAAUCGAGGGUGGGGAGGAAAUCAACAGGGAAGUUAUCAACCAACAAAAAAGGUUCCUUCUGAUGUUCAAUAUGUUAAUCUUGUGAAUAUGAUCCAGCCAUUGGUUGAAAAGAGCUUAAACUUGAUUAACCAUGAUUUUAUGGAGUUAGUUUUUUCACAAAAAUUAGACAGGGACAAAGCCAAAGAACUUGCAAAGGAGUGCGGUAUAAGAGAGGAUGUGUUGGAGAUUUUGAAGUUCAAUGAUGAUAAAAACAUACGGAUUGAUGGAAGAGAAGUAGAAUCACCUAUUACCAAAGCCAAAUUCCUUCCACUGGUAGAACAAGCACAAGAUUCGGGAGCAAAAACUCCACCGGACCCUUUAAAGAAUAUACAUGGCGUGCAGGAUAAGCUUGGGGAAGCAUUGUGGAAGAGAUUACAAGUGAUUUCAAGCACCAAUUUCGUGUUUCAAGCUCUAAAUCGGUUGCAUACCCGAAUUACCACAAAAACAGUCGAAAAAGAAUUCAAAACAACCCCAAAAUCAAGUUUCCUUCCGAGGACUGGAGAAGACGAACAGCGACACGACAACCUCUGUAAGAUGGAUGAUUAUACUAGAGAAAUGAUGGACCUGAAGACCCUUGUCACUCGAACCCUAGAAAAGAAAGGGGUUCUCGCUAAGAUCCGAGCUGAGCUGAGAGCAAGUGUAUUUGAGGCAAUAGAGGAAGAGGAUAAGGCAAUUGAACAAGAUGAGGGCCUACCUCCUGCACUGUUGGGUAGCUGCAAUGAUCGUGCAAAACAACUACAUGCUUCCCCUUCAGGUCGGCUUCUAACUGCAUUAAUAUGUGAAUACUUGGAUUGGGCACAACUUGGCCACACACUAAAAGUUUAUUUACCAGAGUGUAAUUUGCAAAAAGACGCAUGGAAAACCGAGUUACGAGAUUUCAGCAACAAAAAUGGAUAUGACAUAAACAGGAAUGGAGAUAGUGGUCCAUUGCUGUUGGAUGUACUUGAAGGGUUCUUGAAAUUUGAGAAUCAAUCUCAAGGAAGAGGUAGCGGAAGGAGAUCCAUGAUUCCGGAGCAGGAUUCCGAUUCCAGAAACCGCAGACCUUCUUCAUCAUCUGUUAUUGGGGGAUUAGCUCCUCUUGGAAGACAAGGUUCUGGUUCCCAGGCAUCUGAUCGAAGAGGUGGAGGGUCUUCGAACUCUAGCUACAAGAAAGAUGAUUACAAUUGGAGAUAUGAAAAUGAUGACACAUCAGAGGAUAUUAAUCGGGCCUCCAUUGCCUUGGAGAAUCUUCAGUUGGAUAGAAAGGCUCGAAAUUUGACCACUUCUUGGCGACAUGGUGGGGAGGGUAGCAAUGAAGAUUGAAGGGUAGAUGUGACAUUUCACAUGUAACUUGAACGAAUCCAAGUACUUUGUAGCUUGUAGCAUGUCGUUCUUCAUAUAUGACUUAUGAGAAAGUUGUUUCAUAAAGAACGGAUGUUUUUCGUGUUUUGCUUUCAAAUGCUUUCUUUAUUCAUGUUUUUUUUUUUCUUUUUUUUUUUAGACUUAAUUAUGUAUUGUUUUUUUGCUCUUCAUUUCCAAGGCUGGAUAUGAUUUAGCAUGAAAACAAGUAUUUGUGUGAUUUAAUACCAUGGUUGUAAUUUGUAAAGUAUUUUGGUAAGUUUGUGUUUCUAGUAUAUGUUCGUGUAAUCUGUUUUAGUUUUUACA